Fraxinus pennsylvanica is the source of this 510-nucleotide messenger RNA. Lineage: Eukaryota; Viridiplantae; Streptophyta; Magnoliopsida; Lamiales; Oleaceae. The record is from the annotation of a GenBank genome assembly.
AUGGUUCUACAGGUCCCUUCACAGCGGGUCACCAUCCUUGCCUUCCUAGAACAGUCGGACAUCGCCGCCUAUCCAUUGGACUUCCUUGACCAGCUCUUCCAUAGUAUAAAAUCCGCUUAUGGCUCAAAAACCCACAACUCGAAUCAACUCCAUCGGACCCACUACUGCCAGGUUGAAGAUUACCUGGGACUGUGGUCGGUGGACGCCUGGACGGUGCAGUGGUCGGAGGUUGGUGGACUGCCCGGCUACUGGAGCUUCGAAAUCAAAGUUCAAAGUCAGUUGCAAUUUGCAAAGGCAAAGCUUGUAAGGGAAGACGCCUGGAGGCUGGACGGUGCGGUGGUCAGACUUCGGAGGUUGGUGGACUGCUCGGCUGGAGCUUCUGUCAUCAAAGGUAAGAUUCUUUUACGGUGUUACCCACCUAUUUACUUGAAAAUGAAGUUAUUUUGGACUUUGUUUACUUUCUGGCUCUGGGCAUCUGGCUGGCAGAGUGGCAGUAUGUUAGCAACUUAG